AUGACGACGCAGUCGGCGCCCGCCAACUGGCGGAACGUCCCGCCGCCGGUCCCCCGCGCGACGCCCAGCGACUUGACGUCGCGCUCGAGCGCCAGCGCGUCCAGACGGUCCAAGUCGCAGCCCAAGCGAGCGCACCCGACGCCGCAAUCGACGCCGCCGCCCGUUUCAAAAGCCUCUGCUGCCCCUCAGUCCGCUUACGCUCGCGGCGUCGCGCGGGCGCGCACGUUCACGGCCACUGCAACAGCUGCACAGCUCGAGACGCGUCUCCAGCAGCUGCUCCAGCGGCGCCAGUUCCACGACGCGGCGUUCCUCAUCGCGGCCAGUGCGCACCUGCGCGCGCGGUUCGAGACCGCUGACGUUGCGCGACUGAUGCUGGACAGCGCCUCGAGUGCCGUUGCGCUGGAACAAGCGGCGCAGCUCGUGCGCGACCUGAAGCUGCAGCAGAACGAGGCGCUCGUGACGCUGUUGAUCAAUGAACUGGUGCGCGCGCAGCAGUUUAGCGCUGCGGUGCGCCUUGCGGGCGAGAUGGUGCCGCAGUUUGAGCAGCUGCAGGCGAUGCAGGAGCAGACGAGCGCUGGUGCUGGUGCAGCUGCUGGUGCGGCCUCGGUGGAGCAGCCGCGCUGGACGCCAGUGGCGUUGAUUCAAGCCAUGGUGCGUGCUCGAAAGUACCGAGCCGCGCUGAAGUACGCCAAGCAGUUUGGCCUGCUGGAGCUGUUUCCAGCGCCUCAGUUGGUGGCGGGGAUGCUGGACAUGAGGUGCUGGGAUGAGGCCAUCUCGAGCAUCAUUGAGAUGCAGCUGGUCACGGAGUUUCCCAUGGCGCCACUUGCUGUCGAGAUGUUGCAGCAUCGACAGUGGUCGCUGGCGGUCAAGUGCGUGAACCGCUUGUCGGACGCAACUGCUGCGACGAAGGCUGAGUUUUAUGAAGCACUGGUGCGUGCGGCAGCGCAGGUGGGAGACUUUGUGACGUCCCUGCGGUACUUGCGCGAGCUGAAGCUUGACGAGGGAACUACAGACGCGACGAGACAGUUGCUGCAGUUCUUGGUGGACACAAUGCUCGCACAUGGCGAGUUUUACAAGGCGAUCAAGUACGCGAUCAAGUUUAAGCUGGCCAAGAAUCCGCUCGAGGAUGCUGCAGCUGCGCUUGCUGCUGCGAAUGGUGAGGAGCCAGUGUUGAACGACCAAGACCACACUGAGUAUUUGCCGCAGUAUGAUGUGGAAGCGCUCAUUCGUAGAGCCAUUGAAGGUGGACAGUUUCACGUGGCAACGACGUUUAUCAAGAGAUUGCGUCUUCGCGAGGCAUUUGCUGACGAACUCGUGCUGAUUGACAAGGCACAGCAGACUCGGCUACUGGAGUUCCGACAAUACGCAGAAUUGCGGCUUGCGCAAUAUCAUGACACCGCAGUGCAGCAGAACCUCCAAGCUUUGCUGGGCGGUCAAGCGGAGGAUGAGAUGGUUGAACUCGAGCCAGUUGAAAAGGAAGUUGUCCUCUUCGAGACAGAGGAAGUCUUUUUGCGCAAGGACAAAGCGCAAGUCGAAGCAGAGAAUGAGGACGAGAGUGGCUUGAACGAGAAGGGGCGUCAGGCACAUAUCAAUACAGUUGGCGAAAACGAGCAGCAGGAGUUUGACGCGCAUGCGGAGACUGUGAGUCAAUCACGCUUCGGUUUUGCCCGGGAGACGCUGCCUACGCCGCCAGCAGUUCCGAGUACUUCUGUCCGUGUAGACGACGAGAAAAUCCAGCUGUGCAGUAAACCGCCACCACCUUCCAGAUCGGCGCCUCCUCCGGGCUUGUUUGAUGUUUCCGAGAGCAACGAUGCGGUCGAUCACGAACGCGACGACACUGGUAGCUUCAACUUUGCCGAGUUUGCCAAGUCUGUGCAAGCAAGCUGCCCACCACUCCCGCCUGACGCCGCCCCACUGCCACCGUCUUUUCAUCGAUUACCAGCUCCGCAGGAGCAGCAGCACCGACAGCACCCGCAUGCAGAUCAGCAAAAGCACGGCCAAGCGAUCUUUGGACAGCAUAUGCUUUGUAUGCCAAACGCCCAGUCCAUGAACGGGCCACCGGGAUAUCCCAUGCCGCCAACGAUGCCGCCGCUGGACCCUACGUAUUUUCCACGAGGACAAGUGGCACCAGGUGCGAUGCAGUCACGUGGGUACGCACAACCCCCACCUCCCCCGCUGCCGCCGUCGGGCAGCGGAGGUGGCGCUUUUGACGUUGCUGCGCUCGCGAUGCAGUUUCACAACAAGGGCAGCAGCCAUGGGUCGCCUGGUUUCCGCGGCUUUGGCGGUCCAUCUCCUCCACCCGUGGCUCCAGCAGGCAUUUUACCCAUGGGCCAACCGCAGCAGUUUCCCGCCGGCAUGCCUCCUCUUCCUUUCAGUCUCCCCCAGCCGCAAUCGACUUUCAAGCCCAGCAUGUCGUAUGUUUCAGUCACAACGACUCGGCAAAAGAAGUAG
This is a messenger RNA of Hyaloperonospora brassicae, 2451 nucleotides long. The record is from the annotation of a GenBank genome assembly. NCBI's taxonomy places the organism in Eukaryota, Oomycota, Peronosporomycetes, Peronosporales, Peronosporaceae.